GUAACUCAUCUCUCUCUCACUCUCUCCACUCUCUUCCCCACUCUGAAAUAACAAACACCAAAGAGAGAAAGAAAUCGUACGGUUCCCUCCCUCCCCCUUUUUCCCAAAUUUUAAAGGAAAUUAAAAUCCCAAAACCCUAAUUCCUAUUUUCUAUAUCUGUCUCAAAAACCCUAAGUUUAUUUUUGUCCUAUUUUUUACUUCCCUCUCAAAAACCCUAACCUUUCCGUACAGCCCCAACGUAAAACCCUUAAAAAACCCAUUUUUCAGCCUUUAGCCGUAUCUAGGUAUUUCUCAAAGUAGGAUUUUUCCCCUUUUUUUCUUUUAAAAAAUUGAUUUUUUUGGGUUUUUUUUUCUUCUUCUUGUUUUUUCUUUUUAUAUGAAUGGCUACAGGGAAAAUUGAAGGUGAAGAAUCAAAGCACAACAAAGUUUAUACCAGAAAAAACCACAAAAAACACAAAAAUCCCGCCUUUGUCCCUCAACAAUCUUCUCAGCAAACUCUAGCCACCACCACCACUACAACUGAUGAUAACAACUCCUCCCAGCAGCUGCCAAUCCAAACCCUCGAUGUCGUGGUGUCAGACGAUUCGUCGAGCCAUAAUCGCGUCCAGAAGGGUUUACAGAAUGCUACCACUGGGGUUGCAACAUCUGGGUAUGUUAAAUAUGAUAACCUUGUUAAGAUUAGCUUGAAUGUUUUGUCCAAGAAUGAGGUUAGAGUUUUGAAGAGGAAGUUAGCUAGUGAACUCGAGCAAAUUAGGGAUUUAGUUAAGAGAUUUGAGGCCAAAGAAAGUAGGUUUAGUGCGGGGUAUGCGAAUUCGCGGGUUUCAGGGAAUGAGAAUGUUGAUAGAGGUGGUGGAAGCUUAGUUAGAGUGAAUUCUGAUGUUGGUUCUGUAGGAUUGCCUAGUUCGAUGCCGUUUCAUGGGUUAUCUGUGUCAGUGGCAGAGCAGGAUCAUAGUAACCAUGGUGGUGGUGGUGGGAGUGAGUUUGUGGAGAAAGAGAAGAGAACCCCGAAGGCAAAUCAGUAUUAUAAGAAUUCGGAGUUUGUUUUAGGGAAGGAGAAGUUGAAGCCUGUGGAGAGUAAUAAGAAGAUGAAACCGAGCGUUGGGAAGAGUAAUGGUGGUCAAAUGGGAGGUGGGAUUGCAAUGGAAAAGUUUUCAAAUCAGAUGUUUAAGAGUUGUAGUAAUUUGUUAGGGAAGUUAAUGAAGCAUAAGUUUGGUUGGGUUUUUAAUCGACCAGUGGAUGUGAAGGGACUUGGGUUGCAUGAUUAUUAUUCAAUUAUUAAGCAUCCAAUGGAUUUGGGUACGGUGAAAACUAGGUUGAACAAGAAUUGGUACAAGUCACCUAGGGAGUUUGCAGAGGAUGUGAGACUAACUUUCAGGAAUGCAAUGUUGUAUAACCCGAAAGGACAGGACGUGCAUUUUAUGGCAGAUACAUUGUCAGGGAUAUUUGAAGAAAAGUGGGCAGCUAUAGAGUCCGACUAUAAUCUUAAUAGGAGGUUUGAAAGGAGUCAUGAUUACAGUUUGCCGACUCCCACUUCAAGGAGAGUUCCUGCUUCGGUUCCAGCUUUAGCUCCAGUUCAAGCUCAUGGUCCUCCUACUCCUGUUCCUGCCCCUUCACCACUACCAUUAGAAGCUAGGACUCUGGAGAGAUCAGAAUCCAUGACAAUGCCUGUUGAUCCCAAGUCAAGAGCUGUGAACUUGACUCCUAGUGGUAGGAUUGCAGUACCAAAGAAACCCAAGGCAAAGGAUUCUGAUAAGAGGGAUAUGACUUAUGAGGAGAAGCAGAGACUCAGUGUAAACCUUCAGAACUUGCCUUCAGAGAAACUUGAUAGCCUUGUCCAGAUUAUUAAAAAGAGGAACCCAGCACUUUUCGUGCAAGAUGAUGAGAUUGAGGUGGAUAUUGACAGUGUUGAUCCAGAAACGCUUUGGGAACUUGAUAGAUUUGUGACCAACUAUAAGAAGGGUUUAAGCAAAAACAAGAAAAAAGCUGAACUUACUCUUCAAGCAAGUGCAGAAAAUGACCAUGAUAUUCAGGAGAUUAAUCUGGAACCAUCUGCUGAAGAGGUAGCAAAAGUCAAUGAAGCAGUGGACAGGAUUGUUCCCACAUCACCUCCAAUUCAUGGAGAAAGACAGCAAAAUAAUGAGAGUGGAUCAGGUAGUUCAAGCAGUUCUAGCACUGACUCUGGAUCUUCAUCAAGUGACUCCGACAGCGAUAGUUCAUCUGGAUAAUGUGAGCUGUUCAUCUUGUUUUUUAAUGGCCUUAACUGAGCUCAAGUUUUGAAAUUGGACCAUAGCAGGAACCUGUGCCAUGCAUGUCAGAAUGCUUGGAUAGCAUUUCGGAACUUUUGUGGUCGAAUGUUCAACUACUGCAUUCUGCUAAUGGAUCAUAUGCAUCAUCUGAAGUACUUUCCUUUUUCUGCAUCUUUCCCAUUAUUAAAUUUACAUUAUGAUAUUUCUUAAGUCUUUAAUGUGCGUAAAUUAAUAAAGGUUUCUCUCAGGGUUUUGUGAAUUCUUUUGCAUACAAUACUUCCCCCUGAUGAAUUUCUCACAAAAGGUGGUUACUGUCAUAGAAAAGUUUUAUGAACAAAACUCACAAUGAACUUGUCAUUUAUUAGCCAAUUCCGUUUAUGGACGUUAUGUUUGUAAAUUCAGAAGUUUCGCAACUGUCAACUUCAUAGAGCAUUUGCCCCUUCUGAGUGGGAAAAAUAUAGUUUCCAUAAAUUCACCCAAACUUGAAACCUGCCUUUCAAGGUCAUAAUGGAAGCUGAUGCCCAAUGGGAGCAAAUUUUAGACACCUUCCGCUUUAUGCUGUUUAGCAGGGCCCACUUAUAUCAUCAUUCCUCACAAUAAGGGGAGCAACAAUAUCUGAUUAAUUGAAUAAAUAUGAUUGCAAGGCAUUUUGGAAAGGGAAUUAAUGGUAUAUUCUUGAUAAUAUUCUUGUCCACUUUGUCAAGGACUAGGAAGUUGUAGUAUUUACUUUUCGCUGGCAACAAGUAUUGACUUCAGAUCUUUGUAUCUGUUGCUAACAACACUUCAUCCUAAUUCUUUCCUAUUGAUCACCUACAUCACCAAGACUUUUACCAUGACAGCAGCAGAACUCUAGAUACCCAAUUCAGUAUUCAUUCUGAAUCUUUUGUUUUAACCAUUCUGUGCAAGCUUCUUGAGUUUGAUAUUCUCCCAUGCAAAACAGAGGAAAAGUUAAAGCAGGCUUAGCCUACAUCUUCUCUAGUUAUGAUAUGUUAUCAAAGCAGGCUUAACCUACACCUCCUCUAGUUAUGAUAUGUUUAUCCUGGUAGAGCUAGACAUCGGGUAGAUGCUGAUUUAUCACUAUUCCCUUAAUAGAUAUCAGUUAAUUACUGACUUUUAGAUGAUAUGUAUAAUGCAGUAUUUUUGUUUUUCUGCCUUUGGGACUAGGCUUGAGUUACUGAGCCUCUUGUU
Molecule: messenger RNA, 3434 nt
Organism: Theobroma cacao (cacao)
Lineage: Eukaryota; Viridiplantae; Streptophyta; Magnoliopsida; Malvales; Malvaceae
Source: RefSeq, a predicted model, not a curated record